Messenger RNA from Haemonchus placei, 1740 nucleotides. The record is from the annotation of a GenBank genome assembly. Lineage: Eukaryota; Metazoa; Nematoda; Chromadorea; Rhabditida; Trichostrongylidae.
AUGCUAUUGCUCCUCUACACCGCACUUCUGUGCCAUGUUAAUGCCGACAGUAUCAGCUUCGUCGUGCCAGAAUCCGCACCGAUUGGUCAUGUGAUUGGCUAUGUAGCCGGCCAUCCAACCUUAGCCACUCAUCCGAAGUAUUUCGUCGUUUUUCCCGAUACUCUCUCAGAGCAGGUGAUAAAAAUCGAUGACAAGUCUGGCGAGAUCGUCCUGUUGGCUCCACUCGACUACGAAAAGCGGCAUCGAUUCGAGAUCCUGGCUGUACCGAUCGAUGGAGGAGAUGGCAUUCAGGUGACGAUAGAAGUUGAGGAUGUUAACGAUCAUACGCCAACAUUUCCUGACGACAAAAUAAAGCUGGAGAUCUCUGAGUUUGCCCGUAUUGGAGCCGCCUAUCCGUUGCCACGAGCUGAAGAUACCGAUGGAGCAAACUACACCGUUCAGAAGUAUCGUAUAGCUCAGGGCAACGUGAACAAUGUGUUUAAGAUCUCGGUACGUCCGGUAAACGGCGAACUCUAUGCGGAUCUAGUUGUGAACGGGCAACUUGACAGGGAGUAUCGCGACAAGUACGAGCUGAUUGUCGAAGCGAUCGACGGCGGGAAACCACCGAAAAUAGGCCGCCUUCUUGUACACAUCUUCAUUCUGGAUGCCAAUGACAAUGCACCGGUUUUCGUCCAACCGCGCUACAGUAUCACAGUACCUGCGAAUCUUACGAUCGGUUCUCAGCUGCUCACUGUGAAAGCUACUGAUGCGGAUGUGGACAGCAACGGCCGAGUAGGAUAUCGUUUUCAGAAGACACGAUUCGAUACGCUGUCGCUGUUCUCCCUUUCUUCGAAUGGAGUCCUGUCAACUGCGGGCCAUUUGCUUCCAGGCGUCGUUCACGAUCUCGUCGUCGUAGCAUACGAUGGAGGUACUCCGUCCUUGGAGACGACCACGAUCGUCACCGUUACGGUACAAGGCACGUCCUUAACGGCUCCUGCCAUCGACAUCAUCUGGUUGACUGAUUCCUCAAUGGCACACAUACUGGAGAACAUUACCCUUGGCACUAUUGUCGCCCGGCUCAGUCUCAACCAUGAACAAAAAGACAGUGUUGUCAGCCUCUCUGGAUGUCCAUCGCUUUGCUUGCGGCAAAGUCAAUCGCCAUCGGUUUAUCUGCUUUUGGCCUGUGGCCUGUUCGACCGUGAAACUUCACCAGAAUAUCACCUGAAGUUCAGUCUCAGACGAGGCUCCGAGCUCGUUCUCGAUCAUCCGGUACUUCUCACAAUAGGUGAUAUCAACGACAAUUCGCCCAGUUGGACCCAAAGUCACAUGCAUAUCACCGUGAAUCGAUCGGUAUCUGAAUCAGACCAGACUACCGUACUGACUGCCACCGAUCCUGAUCAGGGUGCUAAUGGUCGCGUGAGGUACAGUAUCCUCGACUCGGAUGUUAUGGCUAUUGACCCUGAUACUGGACGUUUAAGUCCUUUGAGAGAGCUUGAUUGUUCCCUUGGAUCAGAAAUUCGGUUCAAAGUUCGCGCCACUGACGGAGGUUCACCCAGUUUAUACUCAGAUCUUCAAGUGACAGCCGAUCUGGUCGACGGUUACGGUAGGCCACCACAGUUCGAGAAGUCGCUCUACGAAGUGCAAAUUGCAGAGGAUAGCGAGAUUGGCACCUGUUUAUUGAAGGUACUGAUUGUGAUGGGUUUGAGGCAUUACCGUACUUGUCAUACUGUAUUUACACUGGCAGUCACUGCGUCAAGCUAG